Molecule: messenger RNA, 6132 nt
Organism: Synchiropus splendidus (mandarinfish)
Lineage: Eukaryota; Metazoa; Chordata; Actinopteri; Syngnathiformes; Callionymidae
Gene: znf148
Product: zinc finger protein 148
Exons: 7
Coding region: 136-2529 (797 amino acids)
Biological process (GO): regulation of transcription by RNA polymerase II
Molecular function (GO): DNA-binding transcription factor activity, RNA polymerase II-specific; RNA polymerase II cis-regulatory region sequence-specific DNA binding
Source: RefSeq, a predicted model, not a curated record
CACGAUCAGGACUUCUGUGCUUUUGAUGGUGUAUUUGGUUAUUCCGCUCACCAUCGUUGCUCUGCAGUUUGCAUAACAAUCAUGGCAUUUGGACACAUCUAAGACGUGGAGCAGGCCCUGAAUCCUCUAUGUAAGAUGAACGCUGAGGACAAGUUGGAGGGUAUGCUGCUGAAGUGCAGCAGCAGUGGGAUUGACGGAGGAGGCAGAGUUACGCUGGGCAGCGGAGGAGGACUGGUUGUGAUGACUUUAGGCGAGCGGUCCCUGGUUAACCACCCGCUCCUGGCCGAGGACGAUGACGAUGAUGAAGAUGAAGAGGACGACUUGACUGUGAGCUCCCUGGUUACCCAUGACCUCGUACCUCCUGAACAGCUGAUGAUGCAAGAGGAUGUGGUGAAGAAUGGAGAUGGAGAAGAGGAGGGAGGCGAGGUGGGAGUGCAUUUCCCCCUUAAACUCACCCAUAAGUUGCCCUGCUUGCUACAUAUACCACUGGGCAUUAAACAGGAAAUGAAGCUCUCUGAGCCAACAGUGCAGAUGAAGGACAAAAAGGUCGCCAAAGAUCUUAUGGUGUGUCAAAAGAAGAAAAAGAGAAAGCAGCGUUCUCCAGCAAAGAUUCUCAGUCUGAAUGAUGACGGAUCAAUCGGCGUGCAAAACCCCAAGUGUCAUGUAUGUGUCCACUGUAACGCGGCGUUCAGAACCAACUACCACCUCCAGAGACACGUCUUCAUUCACACCGGUGAAAAGCCAUUUCAGUGCAGCCAGUGUGACAUGCGCUUCAUCCAGAAAUAUCUCCUCCAGAGGCAUGAGAAGAUCCACACCGGUGAGAAGCCUUUUCGGUGCGACGAGUGUGGUAUGAAGUUCAUCCAGAAGUAUCACAUGGAGAGACACAAGAGGACACACAGUGGAGAGAAACCAUACCAGUGCGACUAUUGCCACCAGUUUUUCUCCCGGACCGACCGUGUUCUGAAGCACCGGCGAAUGUGUCACGAGAACCGAGACAGAAAGCUCAACAAGGCGGCCGAGAAAGUUGGACCCAUGCGUGAAUCUGAUCCGUCAGGCCUCCAGUUUCUCACCAAAGAGUGUGCACUGCCAAAGAAAAAACGUCAGAAGUGCACAGAGAAGGUAGAAAGCCCCGACUCUGCGUCCCAUUCAGAAGAACACGCCGCUCCUGUGACGGAAUUAGAAGAGCGGGUGGCAGAGAACAAGAGUGAAGGUCUCCCUCUCUUCACGGUCCCCACCAAAGUCAAACACGAGUAUGUGGUCGCUGAUUAUGCGGUGGAGCUUCCUGAAGAAGCAACCAGCCAACACCAAGACCUGUCCACGUCUGAGGAAGCCGCUUCCCAUAAACUGGUCCUGAAGAAGAUUCCCAAGAGGAUUCUCAAGCAACCACACGACCCCCCUUCAUCCUGCCUCACCGCGUUGUCUUCUUUUGAGGAAAGCAGCAAGUAUACGUUCGAUAUAGUGGACAAGCAAUCGCUGUUAGAUGAUGAGAGCAACACGGAGCUGGAGUCUGUGGAGACUCUUCAGGGAGGGCCCAUAAAGCCGGUCGCCAGCACAAACUACGACGAUGCCAUGCAGUUUCUGAAGAAGAAACGUUACCUUCAAGCCACGGUGGCCAACAGCACUCGAGAUUACACAGGCAGCAUUUCCUCUCAGCCUUCCGUGACACAAAGCGUGGUGUCGACCGUCAUCGACGAAACCGUCCCUGCCACCAUUCUGGAGCCGCAGCCAAUCACAGCUGAGAUCAAGUCCACACACGACAGGAACGUGCUGCCAGACGAGGUUCUUCAGACGCUGCUGGACCACUACACCAACAAGGCCAACGGACAGUCGGAUAUUUCCUUCAGCGUGGCAGACACGGAAGUCACGUCCAGCAUUUCCAUUAACUCGUCUGAUGUGUCGGAUGGAAGCCCAGCGGAGAGUCUCGCGGCCUCCAGCGGUCAAGCUCAGCCCCCGACUGAGAAGGUCAGCCUUCUGCAGGAGUACUCCAAGUUUCUCCAGCAAGCACUGGAGAGGACCAGUCAGAACGACAGCUACCUGACCAGCCAGAGCCUGAGCCUGGUGUCUGAGAACCCGACUUUAGCCGGGCAGCCUCUCUUCUCCACGGAGAAGCAGUUUCCCUCACCGAGCAGGUUUAAAUCAGGGAUGAGCUCCCCGUUAAGAUCCACUUUGGAAAAGCCUCACUUUGGAUUACUAGUCGGCGACUCCCAGCACUCGUACUCAUUUUCAGGUGACGACACCACUCCUCCAUCCACGGUGUCGCCUAGCGACGAGGAUUUCCUGGAGCAGGUUUCGCCUUCCAAAAAGACGGACUCUCCCAUGCAGACAUUUCAAAUAAGCUCCUUUGACUCGAAUUUCAAAUCUCAUUUUCAGAGAUCGGGAUCGUCCUCGCUCUUUACUGUCGCCAACGGACAAGUCAGUCUACGAGGAGCCAACUCUGACUUCCCAGAGUUCCCUCUAGUCCGAGUCACUGAGAGCCGAUCGCAGCUCAACUCCUCGCCUGACGUCACCACGAGCGAAACAUUCGGUUGAGGCCACACCGCAACUCAGUUUAGGUAAUCAUUUUCAGCAGCACUUUAUUUGUCUCCGCAUCAUUUUUGCCAAAUCAAACCCGCAUCAAGACCCUGCGCUCAUUUUUUCAGCAUUUUUUUUUUUUACUUUUAAGUGAUGUGUAGUUAACUUGAUUUAAUUGAGAAUCACAUUGGCACUUCCCCCGUGAAAGAGAGUUGACAGUGUCACAGACUGAAAGCCAAAGUGCAGAAAUAGGUCAAAAUGCAGUCGGAUUUUCCAUGUUUUUAUUUCCCCCCUUGCACAUACUAUUACCACUCUCUGCGAAAUGAUCAUUCAUCGCAGCCUUAAAUUGCCUCUUGAAAUUAUGUAAUGAUUCAAACAACAUUAAUCUUUUUAAUUGUCACUUUAAACGUCCUUAACAUUCAAUCAUGUGCGUCUGUGGAAGCAUUUUCACGUUAAAAUCCAACAUGACAUCCCCCUCCUCCUUAUUAUGUGUGGCUGCACAUUUUUGGUUUGUAGUGAAUUGACUUUAAAAGAUUGUGCUCAAUGUCUGCACAAUUUGCACACUUUUCACUGCAAUGAAUGUAGUUAUUUCUGUUUUUCUCCAUGAUUGAAUCAUCUUUCGGGCUGCACAUACCAAAUACAAAAAGUGAUUGAGAAUAUGAAACUUAAAAUUGAGCACUUAACAAUGAAAGCACUUGUUUACGGGUCGAAAACAUUUUAAAUCAAGUCAUGUAUUGAAUAAUGCCACCAUUGAUGCCCAUUUCAGUUCAGGAGUCGGCCACUCAGAAAGUAAAAUAAAAAGUCUCCUCUGCUUUAUCCUUAAGUGGCUUUUCCCGUUUUAUUGUUGGAGUUAGUGCUAGUAUUUGCAAAGCAUAUCUCACUUCAGAGAAAGUUCAUUAUACACUGAUGGAUUUUAACUUUCAAAUCAAUAAUAAUUAGGUUUGCUUUUUAACCUAGUUUAGCACAAAGUUGUUGGUUUCGCUCCUAGAAAAUACUAUAACAUGAAAUUAUUUUAUUUGCCCCGCAGCUCCUGACUUGUACUGCAAACUGCAUUUAUGAUUUUUUUUUUUUUUCAUUUUUAGUUGAUGUGCAUUUCGAUUCUGUAUGUAAUUUGCAGACACUCCCUAAUUGAGCUAAAAAUUUGGUGUGAAUGUAUAACACAAUGUUGGAUUUUUAAAGCAACUAAAUUCACAUCUCAUGUGAAAUUAUCCCCUUGGCCUGUCAUGAUUUAAUAAAUAUAUUAUUAUAAAGCGCCUAAUCCAAACUAUCUGAAUGUUUAAGUAUUUAAAAACAACCCCUUCAAUUGCAAUUGAAAUGUGUACAUAUUUUGCAGCCUUAAGUGUUUUUAUGAGUUUAUUUUAACGUCUUUAAGUUCCCUGUAAAGCAAUACAUACAAUUCUGUUUAUUCUCUUUAAUUCAUAUACUUCCUGAAAGAUGCACACAUUUUUGGGUCAUGUGAUGAACCCCAUUUCGUACAUGUGGAUCAACAAGCUUGGUUUACCUUCUUCACCCUGUCAUUAUCAUCUGUGCCUUAUUUAUAUUACAUGUACAAUAAUACUCUUCUAUAACAGAUGUGCUGCGAACCUCAGCUAGCACAAUAAAGACACAUAAGCUAUCCGCCGGGUAAGUCUGUAAUCUCAAGUCAGAGCUGCAUCUAAUGUUGGCUGUCUUGUUUUCUUUGUUUUAUUUAACUGGUGUAAAAGAAAAAAAAAAACAUUUUCAUUGAUUGCUGCUGUAUUUGUAUCAGUCAUAAUCACGUUUGUGAGGAUCAAUUAUCAUCAGUUCUCUCGUCAGAAAUCAAAAGGUACUGGCUUGUGUUUUUCAUGUAAAUAUGUCUGAUUCUGUUGGUGCUGAUGUGUUGACACUGAUAGUGGAGACGGGACGAUGUUAAAGCCCCCUUGUGUGACAAUUCUAUUGACAAUCAGGGACAGGCCUCGUUCGUCACGGAAUAUUUUAUUUUUCCUUAUUGAACAUUCCUCGGAGAAUAUAUGCCCUGCUGUAAAUAGUUUUGUAUAUUUUAUGUUCUCGUCAGAUAUUAUUGUUGAUAGACAUUUUCGUAUGCAGAGGUCAAGCAUUUAUUCAGUUAGAUGUCGCCUUUGGAAAUUUGUAUAUAUUGCACCCUUGUUUUUCAGAUUAUGUUCAAGUUUGUCGCUUAAUUUUUUUUUUUUUUUUUUGGGAUAUACACCUGUCAGCCAUUAUUGGAAGCAAAUAUAAACCAUGAAUGAAUAAAAUUGUGAAAGAGGUUUGUUUGUAGAAAAAUGAAAAAUAGUGGGAAGGCAUGACGUAUAACCACAGUUCAAUCCAAAUUUAUGCAAAGAAAAUCAUUUUAAAACUUUUUUUUUCUGUGAAAUACAUAAAGCUUUGAUUUUCUUAUUGUAAUUUUGUUAAACCUGAAUAGUUGAAUAAUAUAAUAAUUUAUGUUGUUAUUAUUAUCAUCUGUCAUUAUUAUCAUAAGGCAAAAUGCUGUGUGUUUCUUCCGCUAUUAACUGACCUUGAAAAUAGUUACAAAUAGAGUUUGUAAUUUCAAAUAUUUAUAAUGAUUUGAGCUUCAUUUCUUUCUAAAUUCAUGGCUGAUUGGUGUAUAUUGUUUUAUUUCACCUCCACCCAAACAGACUUUAAGGCUACUCCGCUAUUGGAAGAAGCCUCGGUUCACUACUCCUCAACAAUAUUUCAUGUCCGGAGGUAAAGCACAGUGCAGACCAGUCAUUCAGCCUUAAGGUGUUUCUAAUGAAUUUGUGGUGCAAAGUUGAAAUGUUUUGUUUGUUUGAACAGCGCCAUGGUAUUUGUAUUCCUUUUUAAAGAUUCAUCGACAGUAACCUGGCCAUAAGUGUCCUUGUACAACUAUUUAGUAUACUGAUAUAAGAUGUGUGUUUUGUGUUUGGGGGAAAAAAAAGGAUCUGGACUAUAAACUUUUGAUAAAGAAAAAAUAUUUUUGAAACAUUUAAGGCACUGAUGUAUACAUAUGCACUCAUAAUUGCUAUUCUCAUCUAUCUUAUGUUAAACACCGCCACUUGAUCUGAUUCUGUUCGCAUCCUCACAUUCCACUUUUCCUUUACAUUCAGAGCCAUUUCGUUUAUUUUAAGUGUCUACUUCAAUAAAAAAAAUAAAAUAAAAAAAAUCACUUGGUAUAUAAAUGACUAGCAGGAAAGCCGAGAUGUAAUCCCUUUGCAUUUCUAAUAGUUUGUGUGUUUCAAAGCCAUGUUGACUGCUAAAACUCAAUCUGCAAGUUCAAUCUGAAUUCAUGGAGUUGUCAUACCAAAUUAUGUUAUUUCCACAAAAAAAAGUAAAAAAUAAAAAAAAUACAAAUGUAAUGUCUUACAAUGUCAGAUAAGUGUGGACGUGACGCAGACGCAUGUGAACCGAGUGUUUGAAAAUAAAAAUGCUGACGGAGCAACAAAAUGGACGUGAAUAGUCUUGGGUGUUCAUUUUUCUACAAAUUGAAGUUUCAGUUUGACGCUGAGGAAAUGUGAUGAUUUGCAUGGUCUAGUAGGCUGUAAUUUUAGUUGAUUACUUUCAGUCAAAAUAACCCAUAUCACUAGGAUUUUUUGCAAUAUAUUUUGGUUUGUAUUUUUGGGCUCGAAUGGUUUUCUUGUGUGUCAUGUCCAUAUUAAUAAAAAUAUU